Messenger RNA from Conger conger (European conger), 1035 nucleotides. RefSeq names its product ergosterol biosynthesis 28 homolog (gene erg28). NCBI's taxonomy places the organism in Eukaryota, Metazoa, Chordata, Actinopteri, Anguilliformes, Congridae. Gene Ontology annotation, cellular component: membrane; endoplasmic reticulum. Bases 468 to 899 code for a protein of 143 amino acids. The record is from RefSeq and is a predicted model, not a curated record. Gene Ontology annotation, molecular function: protein-macromolecule adaptor activity. The transcript has 5 exons.
UAGCAAGCCAAGGAGACUAGCUGUCAACACUUUAUAUUUUAUGCGUAAUUGAAUUAGCUUUCUCGCAAACGUUUCUCUCGUUUGAGACGCGUUGGUUUCGUAGAGCAAACACGCUAUCUCGCUGUGAAUGUACUAAGUCUGCGGUAUGGAAGAGCUUGCAUCCUAGGGUGAUUUCGCUGUAGCUAACGUUAGCGAGGUAGACGGUUCAAUGAAUGGGAGCUAGCUAGCCGGUUUCCCUUUCUGCAUCACUGAUCCGAUAUUUCUUUUGUAAACUUCAAAUUAAUCGUAAAAUAGUUACCUCUGUGCAAACUAACUUUUGCCAGCGAUAACGCUGGAACUCUAUUAUACUGCGCGACGUUUUUUUACGCGUGUUGCUUAAAGUUACCUACUAAAUGUGUAGCCCACGUACACUGUCACCACAGUAACACGUCGUACACGAGGCGAAUAGAUUUCCAAAGAGAACAAAGAUGAGUCGGUUCCUCAAUGUACUGCGAAGUUGGUUGGUGAUGGUCGCUGUCAUCGCCAUGGGGAACACGGUACAGAGUUUCCGGGAUCACAGUUUCCUCUCGGAGAAACUUUACACUGGAACCCCAGAGUUUGUAAACGGCCUCCAAGCACGAACCUUUGGAAUCUGGACCUUGUUGUCGUCCAUAAUUCGCUGCGCUUGUGCUAUUGACAUCCAGAACAAAACGCUCUAUCAUAUCACAUUGUGGACCUUUAUUUUGGCACUGGGACACUUCCUCUCCGAAGCCUUUAUUUACAAAACGGCACCUCUGACGAUCGGCGUGAUGGCACCACUGAUUGUAGCAAGUGUCUCUAUCCUGGGCAUGCUCAUUGGGUUCCAGUGUGUUGGCGAGCCACAGGAAGUGGUCGGGGCACGGCAGAAGAAGCGGAACUGAGCUCAGCCAGGCUUCACUCUACGUGCCGUCACGCGUCAUGCCACGCAACUCCGCCUCUCCCAACCACCCCAGCCCUCCUUGCACUCUCCCAACCUCGAGCGCAACGUUUAAAAAAAUAACAAAAAACUGACGUCAA